Eruca vesicaria subsp. sativa (arugula) is the source of this 952-nucleotide messenger RNA. NCBI's taxonomy places the organism in Eukaryota, Viridiplantae, Streptophyta, Magnoliopsida, Brassicales, Brassicaceae. The record is from the annotation of a GenBank genome assembly.
GUGUGUGUUUAUUUUAUCAUCAUCAUCAACAGAUCUGAUCGCCUACUAAGUCGUCUCUUCUCUCUCAAUACCAAAAAAAAUAACAAUGGCUGAGGCAACACCAGCUUUGAGGAAGCCUGUGUUCACCAAGGUUAAUGAGCUGAGACCAGGAACCAAUGGUCACUCACUUAACGUGAAAGUUGUCAGCACCAAGAUGGUGAUGCUGAGAGGUGGAGGUGGAGGAGGUCGUCCCACUGGUCCUCAGUCUCGUCAGAUGCGUAUUGCUGAAUGUCUUGUUGGUGAUGAGACAGGAAUCAUCAUCUUUACUGCCAGAAACGAUCAAGUGGAUUUGAUGAAAGAAGGCAAGAUAGUGACCCUACGCAACGCUAAGAUAGACAUGUACAAGGGAUCUAUGAGGCUUGCAGUUGAUAGAUGGGGACGCAUUGAAGUCGCUGAGGAGCCCACAGACAUCAACGUCAAAGAAGAUAACAAUCUUUCCCUCAUAGAGUAUGAGCUUGUGAACGUUGAAGCUUGAUCGUGUUCUCAGCCACUGAAAGAAAGCAGAGUUACUCAAAAAGAUCCAUUCUCUAGUUGUAGAAGCAAUAGCAUCUCCUUCUAUAUCUCUCUCUCUAUCUGCUUUGAGUUUUUGGAUUAUCAGAAUUUGCAGGUGGGUUUGUUACUGGUUUGAGUCUCUUUAUGUAUUAUCUGGCUUCCCUCCCUGAUUUUACCCUUCUCGUUAUGAAUAUUAGGUUGUUGGAUCAUUCUCUUGUUCUAGUUUUGGUUUCUCUUUGUGCUGUCUUUAGACGCUAUAGAAAAUAAACUUUUGAAGACAUAUAUGUAACGACGAGAACAAUAAGUUUAUCUUAUUCCUACCAAUGAAGGCAUACAACGAGACAACAGUUCUAAUUGUUUGUAUAAUGACAUCCUAUAACAUGCGUCAAAUAUAUUGUUUAAUGACAUCAUUUAGUAUUCG